This is a messenger RNA of Arabidopsis lyrata subsp. lyrata, 1402 nucleotides long. RefSeq names its product mitogen-activated protein kinase kinase kinase 3. Gene Ontology annotation, biological process: protein phosphorylation. Gene Ontology annotation, molecular function: ATP binding; protein kinase activity. Bases 222 to 1343 code for a protein of 373 amino acids. The transcript has a single exon. The record is from RefSeq and is a predicted model, not a curated record. Lineage: Eukaryota; Viridiplantae; Streptophyta; Magnoliopsida; Brassicales; Brassicaceae.
UUUCCUUUUUUCUUUUCUUUAUAUCGUUACAAUCUCCUGCGAUAGAUCCAACGUUCAAGAAUAAUUUCCAUUUUUUAGUACGGACUCAACUUUUAAAAAACCCUACUAAAACUCUAUAAAUAUUUCAUGUUUCUUCUCUCUUUCACUACAAUUUCUUUUUUCCCCUCUUGCUGCAAUUUUCUCUAAGCUUGUAAUUAACUCAGUUCGUAUCUGAAGAAACCAUGGAGCAAAGUUCUGUUGUUGCAAAGAUGCAAUCAAACGAAGAGUUCGUCAAAUUCUUAGGAAAAGGUGCUUACGGUUCGGUUGAUCUCAUCAAAUACACUAAAACUGAUGGAUCCUCGUUUCUGGCCGCCGUAAAAACAUCUUACGCUGAGAUACUCGAAGAUUACAACGCUCUCAAAAGAGAGAUUCAGAUUUUGUCUGAACUCAAAGGAUAUCCGAACAUCGUUAUAUGUUAUGAAGACGAUUUGGAAGAAGGUUUCAACGAUCACGGACAUCAAGUUUACAAGUUGCUUCUCGAGUACGCAAACGAAGGGAGUCUACGUUCUUUCAUGGAAAAUUAUACGGACAAAAAGUUACCAGAUCCGAUGAUCAGAGACUUCACGCGUAUGAUUCUCGAAGGAUUGGUCUCAAUUCAUAGUCACGGUUAUGUUCAUUGCGAUCUCAAAUCCGAUAACCUUCUUAUCUUCUCUCGGAAAGAUGCUUCUUCGUACGAGUUGAAGAUUUCUGAUUUCGGAAACUGUAGAGAAGUCGGAGAAGUUCCGGAUCACUGGGAAAUUGAUUUCCCGUUUGUGGGAACGCCUAUUUACAUGCCGCCUGAGUCUCUCAUCGACGGUGCUGCCAAAAAAACCCUAGAUUUGUGGUCGUUAGGGUGCUUAGUGUUGGAGAUGUAUACAGGUGAGAAGCCAUGGGCAGGGGUUGGAAUUGUCGAUCUCGUGAAUUUUCUCAGUGAUGGUGAAGCUCCAGAUAUCCCUGAGUGUGUGCCUUGUGAUGCAAGAGAGUUUAUUGAAACGUGUUUCGCAAGGGAACAUGAGAAGAGAGGAAACGCGUCUGAGUUGAUGUUGCAUCCGUUUUUGUGUCCUGAAGAGAAGACGGAGAAGAUUGUUGUAGCCGUCGCUAAAGAAAAGAAAACCUUGCUGGUGAAGUUGAAGUUGAGAAUCAAACGAGCUUCGAAGAUAACAAUGGAUAUUCGAGAGAAGCCCUUGAAAUUGAAGAUGUUUCCAUCUAAGCCUACACAGCUUAAGAAACUUUUGAGUAAACUCUUGAGGUUGAAGAAGAUGAUUCAUCCGAAACCAUUGGAUUCUAGUUUAGUUUCUUUCAGUAGUGAUCUCUGUUUAGUUUAAGUGUGUAGAUCACAAGUUACAUGUUUAUGCAAGUAACUCAUCCAUAUCAAUCUGUAAUU